UUGAAAGAAAAUUAUACUAUCACUUCCACUAUAAAUUAAACCACCUCACUAAACCCUCUGUCAUUUCCACCCUUGCAAAAUGGAGAACUGGUUCAUUAUCCUUAUCUCAAUCGUUCUCUCUCCUGUAAUCCUCAAAUUCAUCUCAAAGGUUUUAAAUCCGACAAAUAAACCCGCCAUAAAUCUCCCUCCGGGCCCUCGAAGCUUCCCACUUCUUGGAAACUUCCUAUUGCUCAAGAAACCUUUCUCAGAAAUCGAGCAACUUCUCCGAUCACUCACUACAAGAUUUGGCCCCAUGGUGACUCUCCGUAUCGGUUCUUAUCCAGCCAUCUUUGUAGCCGAUCGAUUCUUGGCUCAUCAGGCCCUAAUCCAAAACGGUUCAAUUUUUUCUGAUCGUCCCCAGGCUCUCUCUGUCGUUGACAAAAUUGAUAGUAGCAACCAGCAUACUAUCAACACUGCCUCCUAUGGCCCAAUUUUGCGCGUUUUGCGGCGUAAUCUCACUGAAAAAAUCCUUCACCCUUCUCGUGUGAAAUCCUAUUCUCAUGCACGCAAAUGGGUACUGAAAAUUCUCUUUGAAUAUCUCAAAUCCAAGGCCCAAUCGGGUGAUCCAGUCCCUGUUUUGGAUCAUUUUCAAUAUGCAAUGUUUUGCUUAUUAGUUCUUAUGUGCUUCGGAGAUAAGCUUGACGAGAAGGAAAUAAAAAAGAUCGAGGAUGCUCAUCGAAUAUUGCUUCUGAAUUAUGAAAGGUUUGAUAUAUUGAAUUUCUUUCCAUUUUUUACGAAAAUUAUAUUCCGUAAAAGAUUGAAGGAGUUCUACCAGCUGAGAAAAUACCAAGAAGAUGUACUAAUUCCUUUAAUCAGAGCUCAAAAGAGGGCGAAGGAAGAGAAGUUAAAUGAAUCAAAAGAUGUCUUAUCAUAUUUUGACACUUUGCUGGAGCUGCAACUACCAGAGGAAAAGAGGAACCUCGAUGAAGGAGAAAUGGUGAGUUUGUGCUCUGAGUUUCUCAACGCCGGCACUGACACUACAUCAACAGCUCUACAAUGGAUCAUGGCGAAUCUGGUGAAGUACCCGGAUGUUCAAGAGAAGCUAUUCAUGGAGAUCAAAGAGAUAAUGAAAAAUAGAGAAGAAGAGGUCAAAGAAGAUGAUUUGCACAAGCUUCCUUAUCUAAAAGCAGUGGUUUUGGAGGGUUUAAGGCGUCACCCUCCAGCACACUUUGUUCUGCCUCAUGCUGUGACUGAAGAUGCCGUUUUGGGUGGGUUUUUUGUGCCAAAGAAUUGUAGUAUUAAUUUCAUGGUAGCUGAAAUGGGUUGGGAUCCUAAAGUAUGGAAAGAUCCAAUGGCUUUCAAGCCUGAAAGGUUUAUAAAUUGUGAAGAAAGUGGAGGGGGGUCAUUUGAUAUAACAGGAAGUAGGGAAAUAAAGAUGAUGCCAUUUGGGGUCGGGAGAAGGAUUUGUCCAGGGCUUGGUUUGGCUAUGCUUCAUUUAGAGUACUUUGUGGCAAAUAUGGUUUGGAGCUUCAAGUGGAAGGCUGUUGAUGGAGAUGAAGUUGAUUUAGAAGAGAAGCAAGAGUUUACAAUGGUGAUGAAGAAUCCAUUGCAGGCCCAUUUAUCUCCUAGGUUUAAUUAUUAAUUAAGGAUAUGCUUCAAUAAUAAUGUUUAUAAAAUCUAUGUAAGCUA
Messenger RNA from Pistacia vera, 1668 nucleotides. RefSeq names its product cytochrome P450 89A2-like. The transcript has a single exon. The record is from RefSeq and is a predicted model, not a curated record. Gene Ontology annotation, molecular function: heme binding; oxidoreductase activity, acting on paired donors, with incorporation or reduction of molecular oxygen, NAD(P)H as one donor, and incorporation of one atom of oxygen; iron ion binding. The coding region runs from base 80 to 1621 and encodes 513 amino acids. Gene Ontology annotation, cellular component: membrane. Lineage: Eukaryota; Viridiplantae; Streptophyta; Magnoliopsida; Sapindales; Anacardiaceae.